Molecule: messenger RNA, 408 nt
Organism: Vicia faba (fava bean)
Lineage: Eukaryota; Viridiplantae; Streptophyta; Magnoliopsida; Fabales; Fabaceae
Source: the annotation of a GenBank genome assembly
AUGUUAGGAAACUGUACAACGCGCCAUACAACUCCACUUUCUCCUCCGUCACAUCCGUCGCCGCCUCGUCUAGUGCCUCCCUCCCUGACGAACAGAACAUCGGUAGCCUUGUCAUCUCUGAGGGACAAACGAUUAUUUUUCUUGAGAGAUAUCGCGGAGUUGAGCAAACGGCAGAAGACAGGGAUUGUGAGUGAUAGGAAGAGGCAGAAGGCUGAGGAUGGUGCUACUGAGGAUUAUUACAGAGAAGUUGUUUUCGAUGAAGGUGAUGAUGUUGAAGAGGAAGAUUUUGGUUUGGAGAGAAAGCGUUGUUUAUUUUCUUCUUUUUUGUUUUUUACAGUAUCAAUAACCAUGCUUAAUAAUUUCAAUCUAGGAAACCAAAGUUUCUCUUUAACAAUAAUAAUUAUUUAA